AGAGGGGAGGAAUGGCUCAGCCGCAGAUGGCAGAUCAGGUGUGAGGCUGACGAAUCAAAGUCGACCUGGAGAUCCCCAUCGGGAGCGAGACCCUUGAUACACCGCUGGACUUGGUCUCGUUUCAAGAAUGGCAAACACGAUGGAACAGGAAUCUAUGAUGGAACAGAUUCUGAGAGCCAGAGACCACUAUCAGGUCCUGGGAUUGGAACGAGAUUGCAAUGAGAUGGACAUUAAGAAGUCUCAUCGAAACUUGGUGAGGCUUGUUCAUCCCGACAAAGUUCACUGCAGCUCCGACAGCGAGAUGAAACGGACAGAACGAGCGUUCAGAGCAGUGCAGGUCGCGUAUGAAACCCUGUCACUUCCACACAAACGCAAAGCGUAUGACCUGCAACUUAAGAUGCAGGGGAAGAGUGCGCAGUUUGUACCCGGAGAAAGCAGCAACUCCGGAGAGGAUUUGGACGCAGAGGAUGGUCCGACGACUGUUCAAUUCUUCACGAUGAUUCUGCAAAUUCUGCUUGCUGUCACGAUUCAUGUUGCAAAGACAGCGUUAGCUGAACUUCUUAUGUUCCAUACUGCACAAGCGCUUCCACUUCAGAUUGCGAUGUUGGCACACAUAUUUUUGUGGGCAGGUUUUGGAUGCGGGUUUCUGACCUCGGCGAUUUGGGUCGGUCUGGGUUAUACACUGAACAAUCUUGUCGGAACGAAGAAAUUGUUUAUUUGGAUCCUCCGUCUCGGAAUCUUGCA
Guillardia theta CCMP2712 is the source of this 744-nucleotide messenger RNA. RefSeq lists its product as hypothetical. NCBI's taxonomy places the organism in Eukaryota, Cryptophyceae, Pyrenomonadales, Geminigeraceae. The record is from RefSeq and is a predicted model, not a curated record. The transcript is spliced from 13 exons. Gene Ontology annotation, biological process: cellular response to misfolded protein. Gene Ontology annotation, molecular function: Hsp70 protein binding. The annotation marks the transcript as partial. Gene Ontology annotation, cellular component: endoplasmic reticulum membrane.